Molecule: messenger RNA, 2069 nt
Organism: Vespula pensylvanica (western yellowjacket)
Lineage: Eukaryota; Metazoa; Arthropoda; Insecta; Hymenoptera; Vespidae
Product: golgin subfamily A member 6-like protein 22
Exons: 5
Coding region: 42-2069 (675 amino acids)
Molecular function (GO): phosphatase binding
Source: RefSeq, a predicted model, not a curated record
CUUAAUUCACGGUGUAAUAAAGCGGAAAGUAUUGUUAAAACAUGGUACAUCUCGACGAGGUAGAUAACCUCAUGAAUCAAAUGAUGAAGGUGCCAAUUUUUUCACAUUCUGAAAAACAUCGAUUAUUGAAAGAUGAUAAUAAAGGCUUACUUGAUCCUAAUUUAAUUAUGGACACGAGACAUAAAGUAAUUCGAGAUACACUGUUCAAUCCUGAUGCAAAUUGUUCUGCUUUGAUCGAGGCUAAAAGAUUAUUGAAAGAAGAGGAAAUUAAAGAAAUAUGCCUGAAGAAAGAACAAACUUUUCUUGAAAUGGAAUUAAGAAAAUUCGAGAAUGAACUUCAUAAGUCCCGCCCAAAAUUUCAACAUAAAUAUAGAUGCAAUAGGAAAAAUCUAGCCAAUUCAAACGACGAGGAUUUUUGGAGUAUAUCCAAUAGAAUAAAGGUGGACGUUAAAACAGUCUAUAGAUCAAAGGUACAAACUUUUGGAAAGAAAAGCAAGCAAAUGUCUGUCGAAGAAUUAUCUCCGAUAUUUGAAAAUUCUAAUACUAAUGAAAUCAAUAGAAAUGACGAAAAUGAAUCUUUCGGAAAUAUUAAAGUAACUAUCAAGGAUAAAAUUAAUUUCGAUUCGGAGGAAGAACGAUUGCAGUUAAUGAAAAAAUAUUUUGAAUUUUUACAAAAAAAUUCGAUAGAAGAACGUCGAUUUCGAGAAAUAAAGACAAAGAUACAAGAAAAUAUAGCUUCCAGAAGAUUAAAAACAUAUUUUCAAAAUUGGAAAACGUAUACUGAACAUAUAAAAAAUACUGCAAAAAUAAAAAAGGAAUCGCAAGAUGUAUCUCACGAACGUAAGAUCGAAAUUUUCAUUAAUGAAAUUACGGAGAAACAAAAAGAAUUAGGAAAAAAUUCUAAAUCACAGGCAAAAAAUAAUACAUCUUUUAAAAAUAUACAAGAAAGCGAAGAUAAAAAAAAAUUAACUCGUCAAAAGAAACAUUUUGCGUUCGAAUCUCUUGUACAAAAUCGUUUAAAUGCUCAGAAAGUUAUAAUCGAAAAGCAGAGAUCUAAAUUGGCUGAACAAAAUAAAAUUAUCGAAGAAUUUAGAUUGAAACAAAUUCAAGAGGAAUUAGUCAAAAUGGAUAAAGAAACCACGAAUGCUGCUAAAGAAACUUUGAUGUAUUGUGGUCAAAAAACAAGAAGAACUUUAAUUCAAUUAAUGAGGCAAACUGGUCACAGAGAUAAAUCUAUGACUACACCACAGCAAGCACCAAAUCCACCAAAAUUUAUUAUGAGGAUGGAAGCUCGAGCAGAAGCAAGAAGAGAACGAUUAAGAAAGGCGAAAGAAACUCGUCGAAAGAAAUUAGAAGAACAAAAGUUGACAGAAGAAGCAACUAAACGAGAAGAAGAAGAAAAAAGAAAAAAGUUACAUCAAGAGGCCAUGCGAGAAACGAAAAAGCUACGUGAAGAACAAGAAAAAUGUCGAAUACAAAAAUUGGAGAGAUUGAAAGAGUUAAAUACAAUAGCCAACAAAUUCUAUUACAAAUAUUUAUUUCGACACUAUGUAAUAGGACCGUUUAAAAAACUCAUAGAAAUAAGAAAUAAUAAUAUUCAAAAAGCAAACGAUCAUUAUAAAAAGUUGCUAUUAUUGCAAACUUUUACUGUUUGGAAAAGGAGGACAAAAGAACAGUACGAAGUUAAACUUGAACUUGCCAUUUCCUUAUAUGAUAGGAAUUUAUUAUGGUACACAUUUAAACAUUGGACGAAUAUGGUAAAAGAACAAAGUACAAAACACCAAGUUGCCAAAGAUUUCUAUGAUAUGAAAUUGCAAGAAAAAUGUUUCCUUGCACUAAGAUCAAUUGUUAAUCAACUAAAAUUAGAAUAUUUAAAAAAUGUACAAAUGGCACAGGAACAUUAUGAUAGUAAACUUAUGAAUAAGUACUUUAACAAAUGGAGAGAUUAUCCUACAAUAGCUGAAAUGAUUAAAGAAAGUGAAAAACAAAGGAACAAGUGGAGAGAAAUAGUACAAAAAAUAGUUCCUGAUUUUGAUCCUAAGGAGAGAGGAGUAGCACUAGAGGAUUAA